Molecule: messenger RNA, 1440 nt
Organism: Polyodon spathula (Mississippi paddlefish)
Lineage: Eukaryota; Metazoa; Chordata; Actinopteri; Acipenseriformes; Polyodontidae
Product: transmembrane protein 59-like
Exons: 8
Coding region: 122-1123 (333 amino acids)
Source: RefSeq, a predicted model, not a curated record
CUCCCACAGUCCCUUGCAGCGAGGGGUAUGACAUCACAGCGUUGCCGGAGCGAUUGAAGCGGACGGUGCUCGCUGCUGUGCUGCAGGUUUGAGGCUGAGUGCAUCAGAAACACCGGUAAGGAUGGCUCGGUGCUGCAGGAUCCGCGCUCUCAUCUCGCUGCUCCUCGUUUCCCUGACAGCUGCGGCUGAUGUGUUUGACAGCCAGCUCGGCGAUAUCGCGUACUGCAAGAAACAGUGCCAGACCGCCUUAAAACACGGCAGCAGCGCUAAACAGGACCGUGUCCUGAACGCCUGCCACCGCGGCUGCCGGCUCUUCUCAAUCUGCCAGUUUGUGAAUGGGAACGCCGGGUUCAACACCACCCUGUCCGAGUGCGAGGGGGCCUGCCUGGAGGCCUACAGCAGGAGAGAGGAGCAGGACAGCUGUGUCGCGGGCUGCAGGAGCCAGCCUUCCGAGGCAGAGAGCAGGAGGAGAAGGCUCGAGGCCUUGGCCCACAAGGCCCACCCCUCCGUGCUUGACAUGGUCUCUGAUUGGUGCAGCAACAUCGUGAGCUCCGCUCAGAGCUUCAUCUCCUCCACCUGGACCUUCUACCUGCAGGCUGACGAUGGCAAGGUGGUGGUGUUCCAGAGCCAGCCUGAAACUGAGUACGCAGCUCCAGAACUACAGGCUCCCAGGUCUAACGUGGCUGAGAAAUCCUGGCCUCCAGUCAAUUCCAACACCCUGACACCACACGCAGGACCGCGCGAGCGAGCGGAGAAAGGCUCCAGGAAACCAGUCAAGCCCAAACACCCCCCCCAGCUCACAGGCGCCCUGCCAUCAGAGCAUGACUUCCUGGGCUGCAUGUCCAGGCGCUCAGGACUGCCUCGUUGGAUCCUGGCUGCCUGUCUCUUCCUCUCCAUCGUGGUGAUGUUGUGGCUCGGCUGUGCCAGCUUGGUGACGGCUCCAGACCAGCACGUCAAGACACAGCUGAGUAUAAACGGUGACAAGGAGUUCCUGGAUGACGUGAGCAAAGUGUCUCCUUACCCCCUGACGCCUCUGAUCGCUGUAGCCAUCAAUCAAACGGACGAGAGCGAGGAGGCGGGGCCGCUGCCCAUCAAAGUGGACUUGGACAAGACGAGCAUCUAGCGCACUCCUUCAUCCUGCUCCUUUCUGUUUAUAUAAGCGUGUCAUUCGUUUUGCUUUUCAUUGCCGUACUGUAGCUUGAAACCUUGAUGUAUUUCAAAUCCUGCUGGCCGAGUCACAUACCCGAGCAGAGAGCCAGGAGAGGAACAGGGAGGGUGCUGCUAGUGCUGAGGCAGGUGCUGGAGACCUGUGUUUUUAAAGUCUUGGUUUGAUGUUGCUUUACUGUACAGCUUGACUGUGAGUCGCUGCAGGCUCAGUUCUCAGUUUGGUACGCCUUGCAGCUUUUUUUUAAAUGACUGUUAUUAAAAAGGGUUCUUCUG